This is a messenger RNA of Didymella exigua CBS 183.55, 1071 nucleotides long. RefSeq lists its product as uncharacterized. The record is from RefSeq and is a predicted model, not a curated record. The transcript has a single exon. Lineage: Eukaryota; Fungi; Ascomycota; Dothideomycetes; Pleosporales; Didymellaceae. Gene Ontology annotation, cellular component: nucleolus; small-subunit processome. Gene Ontology annotation, biological process: maturation of SSU-rRNA from tricistronic rRNA transcript (SSU-rRNA, 5.8S rRNA, LSU-rRNA). The coding region runs from base 1 to 1071 and encodes 356 amino acids.
AUGGCAGUCGAUAACUCGCUAGAGUCGCUUCUUGCGACUCUCACAACAUCUAUACGAUCUGCCACCGAAGCACUCCCGCAGGACGACGUUCUCCCGCCGAAAGAGGGCAUCUCUCUGCUUGACGUCAAGAACGAGCUCCUGCUCUCCUACCUUCAAAACCUCGUCUUCCUUAUACUUCUCAAAUUACGAGCACGAUGCUCCGGAGAAAGUGACCAGCUACACCCACAAGAUGAGGUCGUCCAGAAGCUCGUCGAGCUCCGAAUUUACCUCGAGAAGGGUGUCCGCCCACUCGAGAACCGCCUGAAAUACAACAUUGACAAGAUCAUCCGCAGCGCAGACGAUGCCGCCCGCCGCACAGCCCAAGCGACUGCGAAGUCAAAGCCGAAGAAGACAAGGAACGACACAGGUUCUGGGUCCGACGAGAGCGACGCCGAGUCCGCCGCCUCGGACCAGACCGCCGACUCGGAGGACGAGAUGGCGUAUGCGCCCAACAAGGCCGCUGUCGUUCGCGCAGAGCAAGAACAGCCCUCCACACGCGACCGCGAGUCGGCAAAGGACGGCAUCUACCGCCCGCCCAAGAUCACACCCAUGGCCAUGCCCACUACCGAAGGCCGCGCAGAGCGCCGCGACCGCCGUCCCAACAAGUCCGCCACCCUUGACGAAUUCAUCGCGACCGAACUGUCUUCCGCACCCAUCGCUGAGCCCUCAAUUGGAAGCACCAUCACACACGGCGGACGACACACGAAAUCCGAGAAGGAGCGACGGGAGGAAAACGAGAGGCGCGAGUACGAAGAAGCCAAUUUCACUCGUUUGGCGCCGAAGAGCAAGAAGGAGAAGAGGAAGGAGGACAGGGGCAAGAGCCAGGGCGGCUUCGGCGGUGAGGAGUGGAGGGGGCUGGGCGCAGGCAUCGACAGGAUUGAAAGGCUCACACAGAAGAAGGAGGGGGGGGGGAAGGGCAGUCUGGAGAAGAGCAGGAAGAGGCCGGUCGAUGAUGGGCCAAGAGGAAGUGGCAGCGCGGCUGGAGAUGCGUUUGCGAAGAGGCAGAAGAUUGUCAGCAGGUAUCGCAAGUAG